AUGUUUGAUAAGGCCAUUGGCAUCAUCAACGGGAAGAUUUACGUAAUUGGAGAUUGUUGGGGUGAUGACAAAGUUAGUGGGAAUAUGUUGUGGAAGAGAGUCAUGGUGUUUGAUACAGAAAUUCAAAUGUGGGAGCAAAGCCAGACAUGGAGUGUAUUGUACUUUUACGAUGUUCACAAGAACAAGUUGAGAGCGUAUGAUCCAAAGCAGAGGUGUUGGAUUGAUGUGACAGGUUUGGAAGAAUUGUUGCCUAAGACGGCCUGCACGGACACAGUUAGUUAUGGUGGGAAAUUGGCUCUUUUCUUUCGUAACAAUGGUGACGCACAGAAGAUUUGGUGUGCAGAGAUUGCUUUGGAAAGAUGCCAAGGAGGAGAGAUUUUGGGUAAGGUGCAGUGGUGUGAUGUUGUAACUGAUGAUGGGAAUUUUCACAUGGUAAAAUGUUUAACUGUUACGGUUUGA
Molecule: messenger RNA, 459 nt
Organism: Eutrema salsugineum
Lineage: Eukaryota; Viridiplantae; Streptophyta; Magnoliopsida; Brassicales; Brassicaceae
Product: F-box/kelch-repeat protein At4g38940
Exons: 2
Coding region: 1-459 (152 amino acids)
Molecular function (GO): protein binding
Source: RefSeq, a predicted model, not a curated record